Messenger RNA from Closterium sp. Yama58-4, 2841 nucleotides. NCBI's taxonomy places the organism in Eukaryota, Viridiplantae, Streptophyta, Zygnematophyceae, Desmidiales, Closteriaceae. The record is from the annotation of a GenBank genome assembly.
AUGGCCGCAGUAGCACAACCUGUUACACCAAUCCUCGUUUCGUCGAACGUUGCUCCUCCCAGCCAUCAACAAAUCUCACUGCCGCUCCGUCCGCUUCAAUGCGUCCAGUCCCUAUCAUCCCCGUCAUCGACGCAUCGCGCGAGUUACGCUAUCGAAACAGCUCCGGGCUUCACCGUAGCGAACACCUUUGGACUCCCUACGGACCACUCCACCAGCGAUAGCGCGUCUCGCCUUGACCACCUCCCAUUCACGCAGGUAGACUUUCCAGCAUACCCCUUGGACCUUGAAACUCCCGAUGUAGACACGUCGCAUACAAGCACGUUCCAGCCAUUGACGCCGCAAGCAGUCGGCUCUAUCGCGCUCCCACUGGAAACCCUCACCUCCAAUUUCUUCCUGUCCCCCGCCGCGAACGCCGGCGCAAGCCGCGCGAGAAACGGCGGGUGCGCCUUAGAGGCGGCGGUCGUGUGGGACGGCGCAACCUCGCAGACACCACCUCCUCUACCUUCCCCCCAUUAUUCAUCGCCCGCUGCUUACCCAUCGCCAGCGUACCCAUCACCCGCCGCUUAUCCAUCGCCCGCCGCGUACGCAUCGCCCGCAUACCCAUCGUCCGCGUUCUGGUCGCCGACGGGCCUGUCGCCUGGUUCCGCAGCCGCCGCUUUCGUGCAAUCCAUCAACGCGCACUCCCUAAACGCAGCAGCCGUCGCUUGCUUCUAUGGCGGCGGAUCGUCCGAGUCGCCCCUGUCCCUCCCCACGGGUAUGGACUUCGCGGCGUCGUUCCAUCCCGCUUAUCCUCUCGACCAUGGUUAUAUGGACGCUGAACGUGUUCCCCCUGUCGCCGCCACCGACGAAACCGCCGCCGCCGCCGCCGAAGCGCUCCCGCCAUUGCGCGACGAUGACGCGGAUGUUUUCACCGCGGCAGCGGCGGAAUUUCAGCAGGCCGCACUGUGGAAGCACGAGCAAGGAGAGGCGUUUGCAUGCGAAGCGCCGCUCAUCCCGCCGUGCAAUCCAGCGCAAGCGGCGGAAAGAGGAACAGAAAGUGGGCGGAGCACAGCCAUUGGCCGCCUAGUUCGCCUGCAAUCUCCGUCCCCUUUAGGGAAUAACGGAAAUGGCGCGUCUCCCUUCCUCCGAGCACGUGACAAUCGCCCGGGAACAGGACCAGGAACCGGACCAGGCCCAUCCAAGCUGGGAAUGACAAUGAGGAUAACCCCGGAAAGAUCCUCUAGUAAAACUUUCACCCGCAUUCCCAGUGGAAAGCGAGGAAGGAACUCUCUCACGCCACGCGCGACCACUCCGAGCAAUAGCGUGCCGCCCACACGCGCGGCGCCAGCUAGCAUCACGGCGGCUGCUGCAUCGAACGAGGAGGAGUUACUACUGCAGAGCUCAGCUGAUGAUGGAAUGCGGCCGUCUGAGGCAGACGACCACCAGCACUAUUACUACCACCAUGACGACGACUCAACUGGCCACCAGGACCCUGAAGCUUCCUGCUAUUACUACCUUCCAUUCGAGCCCUCAAAGUCUCCGCUUCAACGGUUUUCUGCGAUGGUUCAACCCACCCACCGGUUGGCUUGCUCUCAGGACCUUGCUGUGGAAGGAGAGGGAGGGGAAAGUGGAGGAGGAGAAGGUGGGGAAGCGGAAGGUGGGGAAGCGGAAAGUGGGGAAGGGGACGGGUACACGCUGGAGUGUGGGGAAGCAGAGGGGUUUGUGCUUGCAGGCAGCGGAGGUGACAGAGAGGAGUGUGGGGAAUACGGGCGGGAGGAAUCAGAGGGUUGCGAGAGAGAUGUUGAGGAGGACAGGGGCAAGGAGGAGGAGGAGGUAGCAGCAGGUGCCAUUAUUUCAGCAGGAGAUAAUGGCUCCUCGCUUGCCACUACCGCGGCCCUCCCAGAGCAACUGAGCCUGCAGACCACCUCGGGGUUGAUCCACGUGCAGACGCCAGUGGUGCCCACUUCCCUGCCGUUGUUCACGCUGCAAGACAUGAACAUCAAGUUCAGGGGCGUUGCAGCAGGCACGGCCAGGGUGGUCACGCCUAUGGGUCAUGAAGCUGCCACGUGCCACGGGUGCUCCGUGCUCGACCGCCUACUGCACACCAACGGUCUGUAUGACACGCGUCUGGAGGUGCAUAUGGGGGCAGGCAGCGAUGCAGACGUGCAUGCUGUGCUGCUCACACGUUUCAGCUCCCAUGAACAAGCAGAGGCAGGGGCGAGGCGAGGGGCGGAGCGGCACGGCAGCAGCAGCAUGAGCAACGCCGUGUGGAGUGCCAAUGGGUGCCACCCCCGGCCUGUGAUGCGCAGCAGGACUGAUACUCUCUUUGGCAGGAGCAGGGACGGAAACAUGAGGAGCAGUCAGGGAGAGGCAGCGACCGAGGUGGGAGAAGGAGGGGAGAGAGAGGAAGGGGAGGAGGAAGGAGGAGACGGGGAGGAGAGGGAGGAGGGGGUGGGUGAGGGAGAAGAAGAGGGAGAUGAAGAGGAGGCGGAGGGCGACGAGGAGUAUGAGGGAGAGGAGGAGGAGGGGGGAGGUAUGGUGGAGCGUCCGAGGGGGGGAUCAGACGCCUCUGUGAAUAUGGGCCGCAUUCAGCUGCCCGACCUAGCGAAACAUUUCCACCUGCCCAUCAACGAGGCUGCCCGGGAGCUGGGCAUCUGCCCAACGGUUCUGAAAAAGAUUUGCCGGCGCCAUGGCAUGCGGAGGUGGCCGCAUCGCAAGAUCCGCAGCAUAGAGCGCAUCAUAGCGACUCUAGAGGAAACGAUAGCCGGAGGGGCCCCAGCAGACGAGAGCAUUCUGCGGGAGAUCAAGUCGCUCAAGGAGGAGAAGAAGAGGCUGUGCGACGGGCACCUAGGAGACCUGUGA